GAGCGUCUAGGUCACGUUCCGCCACACAUUCACAGAAAUAGAAGAAGACGUGCGGCAGUUUUGCUGAUUGAUGAGCUGAGCUCUCCGACUCUACUAAUCAUCUUUACAUUCAAAUAUUUCUGACAGGGUUUUACCUCCACAGUUCCAUCUGAUCCGUUGUGGGUGUAUUUGAGGAGGUUAACUGCGUUCUGCUGUAAAGAUCAAGAUUUGAGGGGUGUCCCGUCUCCUCCUGUUGUCCUCUUUCCAACACAUCAUAACUUAACCUCCACAAGAAUAUCAAGCAUUUCAACUAUGAUGAAGUCAGAAGAGAUUAAAUGUGAGGAUCUGGAACCUGUGGAGAGCUGCAGUAGUGAACAAAUCUCUGAUACUUUCCACUCUAAGAGCUCUCGCAGACGAGUGCGGGAAAAAAAUCAGCACUGCUCAGUGUGUGGAAAGAGUUUCGAUCGAGAGAGUUUACUCAGAAAGCAUCAGCGGGUUCACACUGGAGAGAAGCCGUAUCAAUGCUCACAUUGUGGGAAGAGCUUCAGGCAAAAGAGUCAUGUCAAAACUCACGAGCGCAUGCACACAGGAGAGAAACCAUUUCAGUGCUCGGAGUGUGGGAAGAAGUUUAGCUGGCAUUGUCACCUCCAGCGACACCAGCGCAUCCACGCAAAAGAGAAGCCGUUUCAAUGCUCAGAGUGUGGGAAGAAGUUUGCCUGUCAGGGAGACCUCCAGCAACACCGGCGCAAUCACACAAAAGAGAAGCCGUAUCAAUGCUCAGAGUGUGGGAAGAAGUUUAUUUGGCAGAGUCACUUCCAGCGACACGAGCGCAUUCACACAGGAGAGAAGCCGCAUCGAUGCUUAGAGUGUGGGAAGAAGUUUACUUGCCAGAGAGACCUUCAGCGACACCAGCGUAUCCACACUGGAGAGAAACCGUAUCAGUGCUCAUAUUGUGAGAAGAGCUUUAAUGAGACAUGUAUUCUCAUGAAUCAUCUCAGAGUUCAUACAGGAGAUAAGCCGUAUCACUGCUCACAGUGUGGCAUGAGUUUUACGCAAAGGAGUCAUCUCCAAAGACACCAACGCAUUCACACUGGAGAGAAACCAUUUCAAUGCUCAGAGUGUGGGAAGAGUUUUACAGGAAAGGGUCAUCUGCAAGAUCACCAGCGCGUUCACACUGGAGAGAAACCAUUUCACUGCCUAGAGUGUGGGAAGAGUUUUAAGCGAAAAGCUAAUCUCAAACUGCAUCAACGCAUUCACACUGGAGAGAAACCGUAUCAGUGCCUAGACUGUGGGAAGAGUUUUAGUCAAGAGGGCACUCUCCAAGUACACCAACGCAUUCACACUGGAGAGAAACCGUAUUACUGCUCACUGUGUGGAAAGAAUUUUACUAGCGCGAGUCAUCUCCGAAAACACCAACGUACUCAUACAGGAGAGAAACCGUAUCACUGUUCACAGUGUGGAAAGAAUUUUACUAGCGCGAGUCAUCUCCGAAAACACCACCGUGUUCAUACGGGAGAGAAACCGUAUCACUGUUCACAGUGUGGAAAGAAUUAUACUAGUGCAAGUCAUCUCCGAAAACACCAGCGCAUUCACACAAGAGAGAAAACCUUAAUAUGUUCAUUGUGUGGAAAGAGUUUCAGCCGAAAUAGUUGUCUCAGACAGCAUCAGCAGACUCACACAGGAGAGAAGCCGUAUCAGUGCUCCCAAUGUGGGAAGAGCUUCAGUCAAAAGAGUUAUGUCAAACAACACCAGCUUGUUCAUACAGGCGAGAAGCCCUAUCGAUGUUCAGAGUGCGGGAAGAAGUUUAUGUGCCAGAGUUACCUCCAGCGACACCAGCGCAUUCACGCAGGAGAGAAACCACAUCAGUGUCCACAUUGUGAGAAGAGAUUUAGUUUGACGCACCUUCUCAUAAAUCACCUCCGAGUUCAUACAGGAGAGAAACCGUAUCAGUGCUCAGAAUGUGGCAUGAGUUUUACACAGAGGAGUAAUCUCAGAACACACCAACACAUUCACACAGGAGAUAAAUCCUAUAACUGCCUAGAGUGUGGGAAGAGUUUUAAUCGAGAGGACACUCUCCAAAAACACCAACGUGUUCACACAGGAGAUAAGCCAUAUAACUGUCUGGACUGUGGGAAGAGUUUUAAUCGAGAGGACACACUCCAAAAACAUCAACGCAUUCAUACAGGAGAGAAACCGUAUACCUGCCUGGACUGUGGGAAGAGUUUUACACAAAAGUCUACUCUACAAAUACACCAACGCGUUCACACUGGAGAUAAACCGUAUUACUGCCCACUGUGUGCAAAGAAUUUUACUACUCUGGGUAAUCUCCGAAAACACCAGCGCGUUCACACUGGAGAGAAAACCGGACUGCUCGGAGAGUGGGAAGAGUUGUAGGACACAAGGAAAUUUACAUCAACAAAAUGACAUCUACUCAGCUGAGAAUGGGGACAUAUUCAAUUUUCAUUAGAAAGUGUGGAAAUGAACUCGUUUUAUUGUAAAUGUUUAUUUUGAGUCAAAUCGGAUCAUUUAACUCUUCUGUUGGAAUGUUUUUAUAUUCCUUGCUAUGUACUCGAGGGGUCAGUGGGGUUUAUCACUAUGAAACUAUGAAUUUUAGAGUGUGUGGAAAGUAAAAGGUAGGCCUGUGUGAUAUUACUAUUUGACUUUUAGUAAUGUUAGCAUUUAUUAAAAAAUGUAAAAUAUCAACAUUGUAUUUCGUUGAUAUCUGUGUGCGGGGCGCCUGCCCAAUGAGUGUCUAUGCAGGUCCUUAACCUUUUGAAAAGCAGGUGACUUGAGGCUGCUCUCUAAUUGGCUUGCGUCAGAUUUUCCUCGGAGUGCAGCUCAGUGCAGUACAGACACUUUUGCUGUUAGCAAAUCAGUAUUUUUAUAUUUUUUGACCUCAUAUGAUUGGACUGUUCUCAAUGACUCCCUUUCCCAAUCAACAGCUUGACCAUCACAUAGCAAGAGAUAACGUAUGUGCAACAUUUCUUCCAGAGGAACGAAAAUUCGGGUUUAUCUUUACAAAAAAACCCUUACACAAGGUUUUCAAAUGAAGACAGAAAAGGAUAAAGGAGCUUGGACCAGAUCGACCCAACUUACAAACUCAGCAGCAGUCAAGUGAUCGCAAAAGAGCUUACACUAGUUAUAGCAAACGGAGUUGUCUAACUGGAUGCCAUGCAAGUCAUGCAUUUUAUUGUUUUCCUUGUUUGCUGUUUCAAUGUCCUGAGACCGAAACAUACGAGACUUAAAACAUGUUUCUGAAAAAUGCAAACAUCACGAAAGUCGCCGCAGCCAUCCUGAAAAUGCUAUGAGGUUACAGUUUUUUGGAAGCUUAAGUAGGGCCUACCACUUUUUAACAGCACCUGGCCAUUGUUUAUGCAAUAUUACAGUGUUGUUUUUUUGAGUGAUUACCUUGAGUACUUUAUUACUGAUAAUAAACCCACAUUAAACUCAAA
This is a messenger RNA of Ictalurus punctatus (channel catfish), 3431 nucleotides long. RefSeq names its product oocyte zinc finger protein XlCOF6. The record is from RefSeq and is a predicted model, not a curated record. Gene Ontology annotation, biological process: regulation of transcription by RNA polymerase II. NCBI's taxonomy places the organism in Eukaryota, Metazoa, Chordata, Actinopteri, Siluriformes, Ictaluridae. Gene Ontology annotation, molecular function: DNA-binding transcription factor activity, RNA polymerase II-specific; RNA polymerase II cis-regulatory region sequence-specific DNA binding. The coding region runs from base 292 to 2373 and encodes 693 amino acids. The transcript has 4 exons.